AUGUCUUCUUCAGAAGCUUUUAUAGCAAAAUAUUUGAGUCAACAACAACAAUUAGAAUUGAUCAAUGACCUGAUAGAUAACAAUGACUUUGUAAAAUUGUCUGAACUAUUCGUAGCUUUGAAAGACUUACUGAUAUUAUCAGAUAUAGACGAGGCUAUCAUCAAAUUAUACUCUAAAAUAGAACCGAUAAUAAUAGAGGUGUUGUCCAAUUCUGAAAUUGAUGACGAGAGCUUAAAUAUCGAAGUAAAUAUAAUGCAAGGUGAAACAAUGGAGAAUAUUGUUCAAUUAAUCAAUACCCUUCCAAGCCUUCAAUGUAAGGUUCAAAAUUGGAUUUUAGUAAAGUUAAAGGAAUAUAUCAGACAUUUUAAGACACGUUUAUUUAAUCCAGAAUUUUAUGAUAACUUUGUUAAUAAUUCAAUAAAAAAUUUUGAAGAUUCGUCAUCUCAGACAUACAGUGCUGUCGCUUUACUAAAUUUAUUGGAAUGUAUUCAAACAUCAUCAAAUGAUACAGAAAAUCACGAAACAAGCGAGAUUAAUACAAUUAUCGUUAUUUUACUUGGUUCUGAUAUAAAUAAUAUAGCUUCUGCAGCUGAAAAAAACUUGAGAUGGAGGAUUCAAUACAUAGUCCAACAAUGUUUAUCCUCUGAUUCGUUUGAUAAAUUUAUUUGGGUACUUAUUCAAUCGUUAUAUCAGGAUGGUAAAUCUUCAGAAUGGAAGAUAUACAAUGCUUUGACUUUUCAGCUUAGAUUUAUAUCUGCCGGUAAAAUAUCUGACCAUUUAAAAUUAAUACUAAAAAUCGACUCUUUUUGGGAAAAUAUUCAAUCUGCAUUAAACAGUGAUAUUCACUUGUAUAGAAAGCUUGGUUUAUCUGUCCUUCAAUCAACUAUUAAAGUUAUAUCACUUUCUAUUGAAAAAAUUGAUACCAAGCUAUUUCACUGGGAUAUGAACCAAAAGAAUGAGAUAAUUGAAAGUUGGAAAAAAUUCACCACUCUAUAUGAGAUUAUUACUUUAGAUACAUCAUUAAACCAACUUGAAGAAGCAUCUUCAGAAGUUAUUGAGAUAUUCAAAAAUGAGUAUAUUUAUCCAAGUUGGUCAAUGCUACUUUUUUCUACAGGACUUAAUGCUUCAAUGGAAAGUGUUAGAAAAUAUGUUUUAUCUCUGGUCUUCAAAGUUCAAAAUAAAGAAAUAUUUUUAUCAAACACUGAUAUAUUAAAGGAUACUAUUUUGCCUACUAUUGCUCAGGCGCAAUUUUAUAUUACCGAUGGCGUAACUUGCAAGUAUGGUGAUACUGUAUCAUCUUUUGUUAGUGACUUAAUAUUAACGGGUUCCAAUACUGCUGAGGAUAUUCUCAAAGUAAUUUUAGAAAUGAUAAUUGAACGUAAUAGUUCAUUUGAUGCUUCUAGAGUUUAUAUAUCAUUUGGUAUACUUUCUGCUUUCAAAUCCAAAAAAUUAAGAAUAUUGAGUUCCACUCAUCUCGUACUUUUGAGAAAAAUAUUUGAAUUUGAAGCUGAAGAUGAAAUUACUGAAACGACAUUACAGAAAAUAUAUCUAAAAUGUCUACUAUAUAUAUCUAAAACAGUUUCUGUUACAGAGUGGAUUCACACAUUAGCAAAUGAAAUUACUUGUAGAGGAAGUUAUAGAUAUAUUUCAUCAUUAUUUGAAGAUUUAAGAGAUUUUGCAGUUAUUAAUUUUGAAUUCGAUAAGUCAAGAGACCUUUUAGAACCUCUUCUAGGAACUUCAGUUACAUUUGAUUUAUUGGCAGCUAUCCUGUUUAGUGUAGAAGUUCAACCUACAAAAUCAUUUUUAUUAGAAAUUGCCAAAUCAGAAGAAGUCCUAGAUAACUACACACAGGACAUAAAUGAUUUAUUGCUCAAGUUACUAAAUGAAGAUCUUGAAGAUGAGGAAUAUAUACUAAUGGAUCAAUUGUGUAAAUACAAAGGAUUUUCUACAAUCACCUGGACAUCUGUUUCGGCCAAGCAUGUUUUUCAGCAAUUGAAUUCUAAAUUUACUGGCAAUAAAUUCAUAUUCUUUGUUUCAAUCUUUGAAUACACUGCAAACUAUAACAUGGAAGCUGAUGAGAUAAACUUCAAUGAUAUUAUCCAACUCUACAAUACUAUUAAAUUGCAUGUACAACAGUUUUCUCAAGAUGAAUUUAAGUUUAAAGAUAAAAUAUAUGCUAAUUAUUUCCAAUUAGUCCAGACCUACUUAAAAUCGAAUGCUAUUGAGAUUAAAAUAGGUGAUGGCGAAUUAUCUCAUUUAAUUGAAAUUAUGAGAUCAAAUUGCACUACCGAUAGCGGUAAUUACCUUUCAGAUUUCUCAAUAGGUAUGCUGAUUGAAUAUAUUUUAAAUACAUUUUUUACUGAAACAGUUGAGAAUGGUGAUAUAGAGAACGCAUAUGUGCUUAACUUAUUUGACAUCCUAGUCUUAUUGUGGGAAAAUAUAGCCAGUGAGCGUUUAGUACUAAAACAGCGUGCUUUCCAUUUGUGCUUAAUCAAAUCUAUAUUCAAUCCAAUCAUUAUGUUACAUGCUGCAAAGAAAAAUAAUAGCAUUUAUCUAAUGUUAAAGGAUAUAGGUUGCAAUAUUAUUGCUCAAGCGCAUGCAAGGAGAGGAUUUUUGCCUUCCAUAUCAAAAUGCUUUUCUGAUUUCAUACCCAAAUUUUCAAAGUUAUUGUCUAAAGAUAAUAGUGAAUAUGAAUGGAUUGGAAAAUUAUUAAGGAAAGCAUUUACUUUACAGCUGGCCAAUUCUAAUGUGUUUCAAAUAAAAAGUACAAUUGCAACUUUAUUUGAUAACAACUUGACUUCUUAUGUUGCAUCGUCUCCUUAUGGUAUAUAUUUUGAUGUUUAUGGUGCUGAAGAAAGUUCAUCUAGAGUUUAUAUCAUCGAUACUAUAAUAAGUUCACCUUCAUUUUUUAAAGAACAUUUUGUAUAUGCAGCAUUAACAGAAACUUCAGCAUUAACUCCAGUUAAAAGAACUGAUGGUGUAGAAGAAGUUCAACGUUUAUUGUUAUGGCAAUUGAUAGUGGCAUGUGCACCGAAGCUAGAUGCAGAAAUUUUAAUACACUAUUCAUCCAAGUAUAUUUUGGACAGUUUAUUUCUUGAGAGUUCUCCACUUGUAAGAAUCUAUAAGGAAUGGUAUUUAGCUUUUGAAAUUGCUCACUCUAUUGAAUCUGGUAGCAUCUCCAAUUCGUGUGAUUUCCUGUUUUCGCAAUUAGAUGAUCACAGCAGACCAAUGUUGGUAGUCAGUGCAGAAAAGAUUCUUUUUAUUGUUCUCAAAUACUUAGCUGAAAACGGAAUUGAACAUCAAGCUAUUCUUGAAAGAUUCAUUGGUAUCUUAAUUGCUAAUGCUUCUUCUAACAAACCACAUGUAAGACAUUUCUCUAAUUCCCUAAUGAUCAGCUUCUGGCCAGUAUUCGAGGAGUCAAUAUCAGAUAAGACAUUGAGAUUAGUUUUACAUAACCUUUAUGAUAAUGCUAAAAUGUCCGAGUUAACCGGGCAAUACAGAACUGGAGAUGCCAAUAUUUGGGAUCUGAAGGCAGACUAUACGUUUACAAAUGUUUUUGGUAUUAUCCUGAAAAGAACCACCGACCAUGACGUUCCUUAUAUUUGUGAAUCUACCUUUACUAAAUAUAUGCAACAUUUAGAUGAUAGCUUAAUUGGAAGUGAUAACGAAGAUUCUUGGUUAUCGAAGAGAGACCCAAGCAAUAAUAAUAGAGAGAUCAAAGUCAUUGAUCAAAAAGGCAGUCAAUUACAGACAAAGAGUGGGGCCUGGGAAACUGUUGUAGAUAUCAAUGCAACAGAAAAUGAAGAGAAAGUAAAACGUUCAGAUUUAAUUGUUGUAUCAUCUUUGGUAGAUAAACCACCUAAUUUGGGUGGUAUCUGUAGAUUAUGCGAUGUUCUUGGAGUAGGAUUAUUGACUGUCCAAGAUCUUAGGGUUAAAAAUCAUCCACAAUUUAAAAAUGUUGCAGUUACAGCCGAUAAAUGGAUGCCAAUGGUAGAAGUUCCAAUUGAUAACAUCAUCAAAUUCAUGCAGGAAAAAAAGAAAGAAGGCUACACAUUAAUAGGGCUGGAACAAACAGACAAAUCUAUUGAAUUGAAUCAGUAUUACAAGUUUCCUAAAAAAUCACUAAUUUUAUUGGGAACUGAAGCCCAUGGUAUACCUGGUUACUUAUUAAGUGAAUUGGAUUUAUGUCUGGAAAUCCAACAGCACGGUGUCAUUAGAUCGAUGAACAUCCAAACAGCUACUGCUGUUAUCUGUUAUUCAUACACCGUACAGCAUAUGUAA
Messenger RNA from Tetrapisispora phaffii CBS 4417, 4281 nucleotides. RefSeq names its product tRNA (guanosine(18)-2'-O)-methyltransferase (gene TRM3). Gene Ontology annotation, molecular function: RNA binding; tRNA (guanine) methyltransferase activity. Bases 1 to 4281 code for a protein of 1426 amino acids. The transcript has a single exon. Lineage: Eukaryota; Fungi; Ascomycota; Saccharomycetes; Saccharomycetales; Saccharomycetaceae. The record is from RefSeq and is a predicted model, not a curated record. Gene Ontology annotation, biological process: tRNA methylation.